This is a messenger RNA of Mesorhabditis spiculigera, 1902 nucleotides long. Lineage: Eukaryota; Metazoa; Nematoda; Chromadorea; Rhabditida; Rhabditidae. The record is from the annotation of a GenBank genome assembly.
AUGUCCGUCGAUCCGGCUGAACUGAAGCCAUUCAAGUCCACGCAACCCGGGCACUCUUCCCUGCGUCAGAUUUCGGAAGAUGCUUUCUACGUGGUCAACGAGGUGGUCAUCAAGCGACUUGGCCAUAUUCCGAUUUACAAGGGAGACUUCCACCUCCUGCCCCCGAAAGUCCAGCGUUUCAUCGCGGAAAAGGCCGAAUUGAUGCGCCCUCUCGGUAUCUAUAUUUGCGACGGGACCCAGCACGAAGCCGACGAGAUCAUCGACAAGUUGGUGGAGCGCGGUAUGCUGUCUCCGCUGGGCGCCUACGAGAACAACUACAUCUGCCGCACCGACCCCAAGGACGUGGCUCGUGUCGAAUCAAAGACGUGGAUGGUUACCAAGGACAAAUACGAUACGGUAUGCCGAACUGCUGAAGGGGUCGACCCGAUCAUGGGCCACUGGAUGGCGCCCGAGCAGAUGAGCGACGAGCUGGACUCGCGUUUUCCGGGUUGUAUGGCGGGCCGUAUCAUGUACGUGGUGCCCUUCUCGAUGGGUCCGCUCGGUGGUCCCUUGUCAAAAAUUGGCGUUCAGCUGACCGACUCGAACUACGUCGUCAUCUCGAUGAGAAUCAUGACUCGCGUCACAUCGGAAGUCUUUGAAAUCAUGGGCGACCAGGACUUUACCCGCUGCAUUCACUCUGUUGGGCUGCCCCGCCCCGUGAAACAAAAGGUGAUCAACCACUGGCCGUGCAACCCGGACAAAGUGUUCAUCGCCCACCGCCCUCCCGAGAGGGAGAUCUGGUCGUUCGGGUCGGGCUACGGUGGAAAUUCGCUCCUUGGCAAGAAGUGCUUUGCCCUUCGCAUCGCGUCGAACAUUGCCAAGGAUGAGGGCUGGCUAGCCGAACAUAUGUUGAUUAUGGGCGUCAGCAGGCCUUGUGGAAGGGAACAUUUCAUUGCGGCCGCUUUCCCGUCGGCUUGCGGCAAGACCAACCUGGCCAUGCUUCAGCCGACUCUGCCCGGCUGGAAAGUCCGUUGCGUUGGUGACGAUAUCGCUUGGAUGAAGUUCGGCCCGGACGGGCGACUCUACGCCAUCAACCCUGAAAAUGGAUUCUUCGGAGUGGCGCCUGGAACUUCUGACAAGACGAACCCGAUGGCCGUCGCCACCUUCCAGAAGAACUCCAUCUUCACCAACAAUGUCGAAAUUACCGAUUGGCUGGGCAAUCCGUGGAAGCUCGGAGAUGCGACACCGGCUGCCCAUCCGAACUCACGCUUUGCCGCCCCCGCCCGUCAAUGUCCGAUCAUCCACCCCGAUUGGGAGACGCCCCAGGGGGUUCCGAUUGAGGCCAUCAUCUUUGGAGGCCGUCGACCCGAGGGAGUUCCGCUUGUGUACGAGACGUUCGGCUGGAACCAUGGUAUCUACACGGGUGCUUGCUUGAAGUCCGAAACUACCGCUGCUGCCGAACACAAGGGCAAGAAUGUGAUGCACGAUCCGAUGGCGAUGCGUCCGUUCAUGGGCUACAACUUUGGCAAGUACCUGGAGCACUGGAUGAAGCUCGACACGCCGGACCGCAAGCUGCCUCGCAUCUACCACGUCAACUGGUUCCGCAAGAGCAAGGAGGACAACAAGUUCUUGUGGCCCGGCUUUGGCGACAAUAUUCGUGUGAUCGACUGGAUCAUCCGAAGACUCGAUGGAGAUGAGGGCAUUGGCCUCGACACGCCCGUUGGUGUCAUUCCGACAAAGGGUUCCAUCAAUACCGAAGGCAUGGAUGAGGUCAGAUGGGACGAGCUGAUGUCGCUGCCUUCCGAUUAUUGGAAGGCCGAUGCGGUGGAGGUUCGAAAGUUCCUCGAGUCGCAGGUUGGCGCCGACCUGCCGGCCCCGAUUCGCAAGGAGAUGGACGACCAAGAGGCGCGCAUCAACGCCAUG